Rubroshorea leprosula is the source of this 3838-nucleotide messenger RNA. Lineage: Eukaryota; Viridiplantae; Streptophyta; Magnoliopsida; Malvales; Dipterocarpaceae. The record is from the annotation of a GenBank genome assembly.
AAUUAAUUAUUGAAGCUAGCAGUUUCGAACCUCAAUUUUUAUAUUUACAAUUGUUUCCUUGAUUUUUAUGUAAAUUAUUAAGCGGAGCAGCGCUAAGGGCACUCGCCCCCUGCACUCUCCAACCAACACAUGCCUUUUUAGUGGGCGACGUAAGUUGCUUUAAUGCCGUGAAAAGCUAGCUCUCAAAAAAACACCCAAAACAACGUGGCCCAAUAAGGUGGAAGUGCUGGUUGAAGAGUGCAAUUGGCGAGUGCCCCUAGCAUUGCUCAUUUAAGCGAUUUCACCCGUUGUCCUUCUCCAUAAUUACUGUGCUUUUUUCCGCUGUUUAUCUCACACCUUUUUUCGCGUAGUAUCUCACAACCUAUUUCGCCUAUAAGCAUGUCCUUUCACUUUUAUUCUCUCAAACUAAACCUCUUAUGUCUAUAGUCUCAUUUUAUUUGUUUCAUUAUUUUACUAACCGAGGGAGGAAGAUCCCCGCUACUUCAUUGUUUUUCAUUUCUCUAGAUUAGCCGUUGCCCAUUUUCAAAAAAAAAAAAAAAAAAAAUUUCUUUAGAUUAGAAGCCGCGAUGCGUUGGCUUACCCUUAAGGACCUCUAGAGUCUAGAUGCUCUUGAUUGGUGUCAUAGCCUUUGUCAUAAGAUCUGAGAGGACCCGAUGGUACUUCCUCAGUGCCAAAAAAACCAUUCAUGACAUAAACUUUCUUCCUGAAAGGACCUACCACAUUGAAGAUUUUUACAAUUUCAUCUAGGAGUUUGAAUAUUUGACAUCAGAGAUGUCCUCAUCUAAUCAUGCCAAGUCAGCCAAACUCUGGUUGGUUGCAUUUUGUUAGUAGGUUGUUUUAUGUAUAUUCUCUCAAAACCCCCAUAAAAAAAAAAUAAAUAAAUAAACCAAACAGAAUUUGAAGAUGGCCGAUAUUGGAAUCGAGGUUGUUAAGGCUGCGGUUGGCAAACUGACAGAGAAAUUGGUUGAUCCAUUGUCAAAGCUAAUCUGGAUCCAAAUCACUCGUGUGCUCAAGUGGAAGUCCAAUGUAAAGAAUCUGAAGCGAAAGGCAGAGAAGCUUACCGAGGAAAUAGAACGUGUGUUGCAAUUUACUGAUGCUGCUCACAGAAAAGGGGAAGAGGUCACACUGAAUGUCAAGAAUUGGCUGACCAAAGCAGAGAACUACAAGCGAGAGAUUGAGGAGUUAGAGGGGGACGAAGACAAAGCAAAGAAGAAGUGUUUCGCUGGUUUGUGUCCUAAUCCCAAAGCCCGUUACCAAAUUAGCAAGAAAGUAGAGAAGUAUUUGGAGGCUGUUGCUCCACUCCUGGAAGAAGCUUCCGGACCCAAGUUUCCAGAUUCCUACCGUCCUCCUCCAGAAGAGAUAUCUACCGCAGCAGUUGAAGGUUUUGAGCAAUUUGACUCAAGAAUACCGACUUUGAACCGUGUUAUGGAGGCCUUGAGAAGUGCUAGUGUUGACAAGAUAGGCAUCCACGGGCUGCCUGGUGUGGGCAAGACCAUGUUAGCCAAAGAGGUUGCCAGACAAGCCAAGAAAGUGCAGUUAUUUGAUGUGGUAGUUAUGGCUCCCGUUAAAAAGAAUCCAGACCUUAAAAAAAUUCAAGGAGAUCUCGCAGAUAAACUAGGUCUACAGCUUAAUGGGGAGACUGAAUUUGGGAGGGCCAAUCAACUAAAGGCGUAUUUGAAGAGAAAGAAGAAGAUUCUUGUGAUUUUAGAUGAUAUCUGGGCGAGGCUAGAUUUGGGUGAACUUGGAAUUCCAUUUGAAGACAAGAAGAAUGAGGCAAGUUCAACUGAAGAAGAACAGUUGCAAUGCAAAAUUCUCCUUACAUCUAGAGAUCUCAAUGCUUUAGAAGACAUGGGUACUCAUGAAUACAUCCAAGUUGGUACGUUACAAGAUGCAGAAGCAUGGACGCUUCUGAAGAAGAUUGUCGGUGAUGAAGUUGAAAACUCUGAGUUACUACUUACGGCGAGGGAGAUAGUGGAAAAAUGUGCAGGGCUGCCACUGGCUGUGGAAACAGUAGGAAAAGCUUUGAAAGGUAAGGAUUCUCAUGUAUGGAGGGAUGCUCUACUACAACUGAAAAGGCCCUCUGAAGAGAACUUCACGGGGAUACCGGCAAAUGUUUAUUCAGCAAUAGAAUUGAGUUACAACCAUUUAGAAGGAAAAGAGCUCCAGCAAACUUUCUUGCUUUGUUGCUUGUUGGGACACAAUUCUUCUAUUGGAGACUUGCUAACGUAUGGAAUCGGCUUAGACUUAUUCCGUAAUGUCAAGACAACAGAAGAAGCUCGAGACAGAGUACUAACAUUGGUUAGUAAACUAAAGUCCUCUUCUUUGCUGCUUGAUGGUCGUCACAAUGGUUUGUUUGAUAUGCAUGAUAUUGUACAUGAUGUUGCCAUAUUAAUUGCCUUAAUGAGCCAACAUUUGUUAUCAAUAGCAGAAGACAAUAUACCGAAAGAGUGGUCAGAUAGGGAGGCAUUGGAAAAUUUCAAAUGGAUCAGUCUACAAAAUGCUAAUGUUAGUGAGCUUCCUGAUGAAUUGGAAUGUCCACAGCUUACCUUAUUUUAUUUGGAGAGCAAGGAUCCUUCUAUGAAAAUUCCAGAAAACUUUUUUCGGGGAACACAAAAACUCAGAGUCUUGGAUUUCACUAAUAUGUGUUUCUCAUCCUUGCCUUCAUCAAUCUGCCUCCUAAAAAACCUUCAUACAUUACAUGUAAAUGGAGGUGUUUUAGAAGACAUGGCUAUUAUUGGAAAGCUGACGAGUUUGGAAGUCCUCAACCUUGCACAAUCAGAUAUUGUAGAGGUGCCAACGGAAAUUGGGCAGCUAACCCAGCUAAAGCUCUUAGAUUUGAGUGAUUGUACUAAACUCAAAAUGAUUCAGCCACAUGUUUUGGCGAGUUUGUCCAAACUAGAAGAGCUAUAUCUGAGGAAUAGCUUCGAUCAAUGGGAUGCUGGGGAAGGAGGAAAUCAAAGAAAUGCUAGCCUUGCUGAGUUGAAAUAUUUGCAUAACCUGGCUGCUUUAGAUGUACAUGUAUGUGAUGUCCAGCAAAUUCCAAAAGUUGACUUGUUAUUUCAGAGAUUGAAAAGAUACAAGAUCUUCAUUGGAGAUGUGUGGGGUCGCCGGGGCAGUUCCUUCAAAAGCUCAAAUUUAUUGAAGCUGGAGCUGAAUACAAGCAUUAGUUGUAGUCAUUCAAUUUUUGUCCUGUUGAAGAAAACAGAAGAACUUCAUUUAGAGGUGUUGAAGGGUUUCAAGAAUGUAGUUUAUGAGUUAGAAGAUGCAGGUUUUCAGGAACUGAAGUAUCUUCAUGUCAAAAAUGCUCCAGAGGUUGAACAUAUUGUCAACUCAUCAGUGGGGUCUGUAUUUCCAUUGUUGGAAGAACUUUUUCUGCAGAAUUUGGAUAAUUUGGUGAAGAUAUGUCCUGGCCGGUUCAGAGGAAGAUCUUUUAGCCGAUUAAGCAUUAUAACUGUUAAAUCUUGUGAUCAGUUGAAAAAUUUGUUCCCAUUCUCUGUAGCUAGACAACUUCACAAAGUCAGAGAAAUUAGAGUAAUGGAGUGUAGCAAUAUGACAGAGAUUGUUGAUGAGGAGUUGCAAGGGGUCAUGGAAAUAGCAGAAGGAAGUGAAACUUUUGAGCUUGGCCAACUACGGUCCUUGCAAUUGCAAUAUUUACCGAAGUUCAUUAGACUAUGCCAUGGAAAUGAGGAAACAAAUGAUCCAAGCUCGAACUCGGCACCACUUUUUGAUGAAAAGGUAUUUAAAUUUUCUUGUAUACAGUAUAUUGGUGUACAUAAAAACUAAACAGAGUAAUUAGAAGGAACUUAGUGGAGAUUUACCAUGCUCUAAGUAAAGAAUU